AUGGCAGAUAAAACCUUUGUAUUCGAACUAAAUCUUGACGAAAAUGAAAACAAUAAUGAAUUUUCGUACCUAGAGUUGGUGAAAGACAAACUGGGUAAUCGUGCACCUAGUGAUCCGUUUGGUGAAGACGAUACUACCGAGUUGAUGGAGAUUGCAAGGCAAUUUGAAAGAAAAUAUGGUGAUAUGGUUACAGUGAACAAAAAAGGAAGAAAACGGAAACUUCGCGUUGCUGAUUACAGGGAUUUAGGUGCUGGAUAUGAUUCUGGCGAUUCCUUUAUUGAUGAUUCGGAGUAUGUGGAAUUAGUUGUACCACCUACUGUCCGCACGAGAUUCGAGGGUUUCUUUAUAAACACUGGAACCUUGGAAAUGCUUGAGGAUAAAUCGAUAGACAUUGAAGCACCCCCACCACCUAAACAGCCUAAGCUUGAUAUCCCUUCAAAUAAACGUCCUGCUGUCAAAAAAGACAAAUCGAAGUCUGCAACUGAUACGCAACUGCUGGAGAGAGCAGUUAAGCAGCUCUCAGUUCCCAACGCCGUUGCAUCGACAGCAGCAAAAUCAUCAAUGAUAACCAACGGAGUCAGUGGAGUAACAAGUUCUCUCGACGCCGUCUUUGAUUCCGUUAUUUCUGCUGGAGCAUCAGCUGAUAACCUCAUCACCCCUUCUCCCUCUACUCAACCUCAACUCUCUCCCAUUCCUAAUGCCCCUCAAUCAACACCUUCAGCUCCUCCUCCUCCUACGUUGCCACCUUUACCGGAUGAUUUGAAUGCUGAAGUGCAAAAGCUCCUAGCUAUGAAGUCUACUUCUCAAGGCGGAACAGCCAAAUCCUUAUUCACUCCGCAAAUUGAAGGGGCUCUUUUACGGUUUGACGAACUGUUAAUGAAAAAGAACCUCAAGAAAGCAACCCGUUCGGGUACUUACGCAUACAUGGCUGCCAAACUUGGUAUAAAAUCAAAGACCCUCCUUGCUCGGCUUCGAAAGCUCAAGGACGCCCAAAAUGGGUCUUCUUUGGACCCUAUAUUGGAUCGGCUUCGAAAUGCUGUCAAAUCGGCCAUGGUUGAUGUUAGAACAUCUUAUGAGCGAGAUAUGGGCUAUUAUCAGACGCGGCUUAGUGCUUGGGAGAGAGAAAAACUCACAAAUCCUGAAGCUAAGCGACCCGGUGUUCCAAAAAAGAAAUUUCCCUUCAAUGCGCUUUGCAAAUCCUAUUUGGAAGCUGUUGUCAGUCAUCAUAUGGAGUCAGUUUUUCGUGAAACAAAGACUUAUCCAGAUCAAGACAAAAUGAAGACCUUCUUUGUUGGCCUCAUGUCUAUUUGGCCCGAAGGUUGGAUCUCUGUAAAAAAAUCAAAUGGUCAUGCAGCGUCAGUAGCUUCCGAGGGAGUGAAUACAGGAGGAUCAUCAUUGCCGGCAAUAACUCCUCCCGUUAGUUUAGUUCUUACGCCUCCCAAAUUGGCCCCACCGGUGUCUGCUACUCCCGUUCGAAACCCUCCAUCAGUAGCUAGUGCAAUGGGCGCUGCGUCAGCGGUUCAAUCAGGAGUAGCUGUUGAGCUUUCUUCUGCAAAAUCCACCACAAACUCAAAUCCAUAUGUUCUCCAAUUUGCUUCGUCUAGCCCUAACGCUGGGCAUAAGAAGGAAACUCCCAAAGCCACCGUACCGCCAUUUAUAGACUUAACGGAGACGAAUAGCUCUAGUGUUGCUUCUAACUGUGGUAAACAACAGCAUAUGACUUCAUCUACAGUACCAGCAACGCCUGUAAAUAGAAGCAUGAAUUUCUCCCCACCUCGUAUAACUGCCUCAAAAUCGGGAACCUCAAAGCCGACGAGUAGUGUGCCUGCAAAUUCAGCGGGUCCACAGAGAAGAAUUGUAUUGAAUGCAUCGUCAAGCACUAAUUCUCCGGUGGUUUCUUCGUCAACAGUGCUCAGUAGGCCACAACUGCCAUCUGUCACUGUUCCAGUAGCGCAGUUUUUGGGAAGGAAUCCUACUAGUUCCCCGAUUGCAACAACAGUAUCAUCUCAGCUGCAACAACAGGCUAGUGCUUUUGUUUAA
Rodentolepis nana is the source of this 2040-nucleotide messenger RNA. The record is from the annotation of a GenBank genome assembly. NCBI's taxonomy places the organism in Eukaryota, Metazoa, Platyhelminthes, Cestoda, Cyclophyllidea, Hymenolepididae.